This is a messenger RNA of Ooceraea biroi (clonal raider ant), 4589 nucleotides long. RefSeq names its product patatin like phospholipase domain containing sws (gene sws). Gene Ontology annotation, cellular component: endoplasmic reticulum. NCBI's taxonomy places the organism in Eukaryota, Metazoa, Arthropoda, Insecta, Hymenoptera, Formicidae. The record is from RefSeq and is a predicted model, not a curated record. Gene Ontology annotation, molecular function: phosphatidylcholine lysophospholipase A1 activity. Gene Ontology annotation, biological process: phosphatidylcholine metabolic process.
CGCACUUGAAUCAUUUUAAAUCGAUUCCGCAGUCGUAAACAGGGUCGUGAAUAAAAUGGCGCCGCGUGACUCAAGCCAGGUAUCAAAGCCCUGCUCGUGACACGGUCAGAGAAUAGGUCUGGACGUGGAGAGACAUGAGUGCCCAUUAUGGAGGUGGUAGAGUUAUUCAAUAAGUUCAACGAGAGCCUCGGAUCAUACAUAUUCUCAAGAUGGAUUGGAAGAUUUAUAGAGGAAUAUCAGACAUCGAGGACAAUUUUUGUAAUCGCCACAACUCUGCUUUUGGGUCUCCUGGUUACGUCGAUCUUUGUGUUGCGCAAAUGGAAGAACAAAGAGUUUUUGCCAGAGGUGAAAGAGUUUGUUGGGGUAGGCACGGGAAAGCCGAGGUUCAGGAAAAGAGACAAAGUUCUCUUUUACGGCAGAAAAAUGUUGCGCAAGGUAAAGUCCAUCGGGGGCCAGGUACACGCUACCGGGCAAGGAAAAAAGAGGAGAGCAGUUAUGAGAUUCGCUCGCCGUUUACUACAGCUUAAAAAGGAUACUGCUCCGCAACAACUCAAGGUACUGGAACCACCUGCGGAGUACCUAGAAGAGGAUUUAGGACCUGGCGAGAGAGUGCCAUCGGAUGCUUUAUACGUGCUGCAAAGUAUUAGAGUGUUCGGUCACUUUGAGAAACCAGUAUUCCUCAAGUUGUGCAAGUACACGGAGAUCAUUGACCUACCCGCUGGCAGUACGCUGUUCAAAAUCGGAGAUCCCGAUGAGAAUUUAUUUAUAGUACAACAAGGUUUGGUGAAUGUCUACAUUACUGGAUCCGAUGGCUCUCAAAUAUCGUUGAAAGUAGUGAAAACAGGCGAGUCGGUGACGAGUCUCCUCAGUUUUACCGAUGUACUCACCGGUCACACGAGCACAUAUAAAACAGUGUCAGCAAGAGCCGUAGAGGAUUCUGUUGUAGUGAAGUUACCAAUGAGCGCAUUCCAGGAAGUAUUUCAAGAUUAUCCCGACGCCUUCGUUCGAGUUAUGCAGGUGAUUAUGGUGCGAUUGCAGAGAGUUACCUUCACGGCUCUGCACCAGUACCUCGGUCUCUCCGCGGAAUUGGUCAAUCAAGGAUCGCACAAGAAGAAGCAAAGUCCAUUCUCAGGCUCACCGGUGCGGUCGAGGACCAGGGAGAACUUUACCUCGCAGAAUAUGGAAAGCGUACCUGCGUUUCCAAUCGGUUCAUCGGAAACGCAUGAUACUAGCGACACUCUGCAUCGCGAUGCAUCUGGUUCGAGCAGUUCUCAGCCCGUGCCGAUAGUCGUCGAUAGAAAUCGACGAAAGAGCACUGUUGACUGGAAGAACCAAGGCUCCGGCACGCAAUCGGGUCAGAGUUCAGUGGAUAUGGUACCAGAAUGCGACUCUCACUGGGCAACUUCAUCUCCGACGGCGUCCCAGUCGAUGCACGGAUCCCAUCCAGAAACCUCUCAUUCAGGAAGCGCUUACGUCAAGAAACGUCACAUGAGCGACGCGGGGCAACAACAGCAACUGGACGAAGCGCACCUCGUGCAGAUAGCCACCGAGGCGUUCGUUCGUGAGCUCGGUAUAGAAGACGAGACGGUACUGAAAGACAAGGUGCAAAUCAGAGAAGUGCUGGUUGGCACUUAUCUGAUGAAGGAAGAAUCUCACAAGGACGUAGCCCUUGUGUACGUACUUUCGGGUUCGCUGAUAGUAAGCCAACGUGUUUCGGAAGGCCGGGAUGCAGGUCAGGAAGUACACAUGUUCAGUGCUCACCAAGGUGAGAUUGUCGGAGGCUUGGCAGUGCUGACCGGCGAGCCGUCCUUUUACACGAUCAGAGCGAAGCACGCGAGUCGCAUCGCGCUACUCAGCAAGUCGACGUUCUUCGCUAUCAUGCGGGAGCAACCCACGGUCGUAUUGCACGUCGCGCACACCGUUGUUCGCAGAUUAAGCCCAUUCGUAAGACAGGUGGACUUUGCGCUCGAUUGGUUGUUCCUUGAAAGCGGUCGAGCCGUUUACAGGCAAGGCGACGAAUCGGACUCGACGUUCAUCGUGUUGAGCGGACGAUUACGAUCGGUAAUUACGUAUAAAAACGGAAAGAAAGAACCGGUAGCGGAAUACGGAAAAGGCGAUUUAGUGGGAAUCGUAGAGAUGGUCACACAGACUCCCCGCUCGACGACGGUGAUGGCGGUCCGGGAUUCUGAGCUGGCGAAAUUGCCGGAAGGUCUGUUUAAUGCGAUCAAACUCAGGUACCCAAUCGUUGUUACGAGACUGAUCAAUCUUCUUGGCCAUCGUAUACUCGGCACCUGGCAGCAAGCGCCCACGAAAAACGGCAGCAAUGACACUCGGCGUGCGGCAGCAACUGUAGAUGCCAGACCCGCGCAAAUAAAUUUCUCGACUGUCGCAAUAGUGCCCGUUUCGGACGAUGUGCCAUUGACUGCUUUUACCUACGAAUUGUACCACUCCUUAUGUGCCAUUGGACCUUGCCUUCGUCUAACGUCAGAAGUCGUGAGAAAGACGUUGGGAACGACUAUCAUGGAACCUGCGAAUGAAUAUCGGUUGACUUCCUGGCUCGCGCAGCAAGAGGAUCAGCACAGAAUUUCGCUGUACCAGUGUGACUCGAGUUACACGCUGUGGACUCAGCGGUGUGUAAGGCAGGCCGAUUGCAUCCUCAUCGUCGGCUUGGGUGAUCGGCCGCCGUCAAUCGGCCGAACGGAACGCGAGGUGGAACGACUGGUAAUGCGAACACAAAAGGAGCUGGUGCUGCUGCACAAGGAGCAGAACGGCCAACGACCCACAAAUACAGUUCAGUGGUUGAACAUGAGAUUAUGGGUAUCUAGUCACCAUCACAUCCAAUGUCCAAAGCGGAUGUUCACCAGAAGGUCGCAAUAUAGAAUCAAUGAACUAUACUCCAAGGUGCUCAUGUCCGAGCCAAACGUGCACAGCGAUUUCAGCAGACUCGCACGAUGGUUGACCGGCACCUCGGUUGGCCUUGUGCUGGGUGGCGGCGGUGCGAGAGGGGCUGCCCACGUAGGUAUGCUGAAAGCUAUCAUCGAAGCGGGCAUACCCAUAGACAUGGUCGGUGGUGUCAGUAUCGGCGCCUUUAUGGGCGCGCUAUGGUGUAUGGAGAAGAACAUCACCACCACCACGCAGAAGGCCAGAGAGUGGUCCAGGAAAAUGACGCAAUGGUGGCGACAAAUUCUGGAUUUAACUUACCCGAUGACUUCAAUGUUCUCCGGCAGAGAUUUCAACAAAACGAUACAGCAGACCUUCGGCGAUACCUACGUGGAAGAUCUGUGGCUGCCGUAUUUCACUAUAACCACAGAUAUCACAGAUUCCUGCAUGCGCACGCAUAGACACGGUUUGCUAUGGAGAUACAUUCGUGGCAGUAUGACCAUUGCGGGAGUCUUUCCUCCUAUUUGCGAUCCCCUUGAUGGGCAUCUUUUGGUCGACGGGUGUUAUGUUAAUAACGUGCCAGCUGACGAAAUGUUGCGGCAAGGAGCGCAUCACAUUCUGGCCAUCGACGUCGGUUCGCAAGAUGAUACCGAUCUGACGAAUUACGGGGAUUCGUUGUCCGGUUGGUGGUUACUGUGGAAGCGGUGGAAUCCGUUCGCUACGCCCGUGAAAGUGCCAAAUCUGCCAGACAUACAGUCCAGACUGGCGUACGUAAGCUGCGUGCGCCAGCUGGAGGAAGUAAAGAGUUCGGAUUAUUGCGAAUACAUCAGGCCGCCCAUUGAUAAAUACAAGACUCUCCAGUUUGCCAACUUCGAUGAGAUCAAGGACGUAGGGUACCAACAUGAAUUAAAAUUAAUCAUUCCAGGAAAAACUUAUUUCGAGGGUCAGUCGAAAGCCGGAGUUCUGCCUCGAUUUAACGCUGAUCGGGAAAAUGCGAGAGCUAUGCAAGCGAAGCAUCAAGCGGCCAAUCAACAAUCACCCUCCUCAUACACUUUCACCGAUCUUGCACAGAUGGUGUGUAAAGUUUCGCGCGUUAGCCGAUAUAUGGACAUAGAUUCCGAUUCAGAUGAACUGGAGGAGUACGAGGCGGACCUGGAAGAAGACGCACAAGAAGUGGGAUACGCGUCCGAACCUACUGCCGGUAUUCUAGACCAGAGUCCUGAGGAUAAUCGUAUGAGACGAAGGACCGGUGCUUCACUCAGCCUGUCUGACACCGAAGCAGAAUCUGAACUAGAUUACCAUCCAAAGAUUUUUUAAAUAUUUAGUUAGGAUCGUAUGUAAUAUCUCGUAUCCCAUGCUACACGACUUGCCUAAUCGGACAAAUUAGCACAAAUCUGUAGCAAUGCAGAACUUCGCAAUUGAAAUGUUCUUUUUAUUGUGAACGAUUGAUCUGCAUUGAAGUACAAAAAUAGCUGUAAAAAAGCGUCAUCAUUAAAAUAUUGCUCCAAAAUUAUUCUACGCGAGAUAUGUACAAUUGUUUUUACAUCAUAAGCAAUUAAUAUGAAUAUUGUUAUAUUAUCACUAUUAAGUAUUAUAUAUAUAUAUACCUAUUAAAUAUAUAUAAUUCUACGAUUUCUUUAAAAAAGAAACUGUUUCUUGUUCAUUCGACAGUUUUCCACCAUGUUUUCGCAAAUAUACUGAUGCAUAUC